Molecule: messenger RNA, 3290 nt
Organism: Gallus gallus (chicken)
Lineage: Eukaryota; Metazoa; Chordata; Aves; Galliformes; Phasianidae
Gene: SOWAHA
Product: sosondowah ankyrin repeat domain family member A
Exons: 1
Coding region: 167-1504 (445 amino acids)
Molecular function (GO): protein binding
Source: RefSeq, a predicted model, not a curated record
GCCCCGCUCCGCUCCGCUCCCAUCGACGGAGGCGGCGGCGCGGGCGGAUCCGUCACCUCCUCGGGAGCGGCCCGCAGGUGCGCUCUGCCCGCCGGUCCCGGCAGCUCCGCCUCGGGGGGUUCGGGCGGCGGAGCGCUGCGGCGGCGGCCCCACCUGUGGCUGCGGGAUGGCGGAGCUCCCCCUCAGCCCCGCCGCCGUGCUGGGCUUCCUGCGGGAGCGCGGCGGGUGGGCGAGCAACGCAGAGCUGGUGGGUGCCUUCCGGCCGCUGCUGGAGGCCGGCGGGGACGCUCCGGAGCGGGCGGAGCGGCGGGAGCGCUUCAAGGAGGCGGUGAACGCCGUGGCGGUGGUGAAGGAGCGGCAGGGCACCAAGUUCGUCGUGCUGCGGAGGCACCUGCGGCCCGGCCCGCCCCCGGAACAGCGCGGGGAUGGAGGUUCCGAGCCCCCAUCCGAAGGGCGGCUGUCCCCGCCGCCCCCCGAGGAGCUGCCGUCGCCUCGGGCCGUGUCGGAGCUCCGCGGGAUCUUCCAGGCUGGAGGCGGCGGGGUGCCGCUGCCCGCCGGCGGGGCCAAUGCCCGCAGAGAGCCGCUCCCCAAGCCCUGCAUGCUGCCGGUGCGCUGCGUGCCGACCCCGACUGCCCCCAACUCCGCUACGGCCCGGGGGCCGUUCGAGGAGCCGGAGACCACUCCAUCGCCCUUACCCGAGGAGGAGGACGGCGGGUGCCACUCACCCAGCCUGCGCCGGGCCCCCAAGAACCACCGGGCCAGCGAGGAGCUGACGGAAGUGCCGCUGGAGGAGGCUGAGCACCGCUGGCUGCUGAUGGUGGCAGAAGGGCAGUGGUCCCAGCAGCUCCACGGGCUGCUGUUGGGUGACGCCAGCCUGGCGGCCCGGAGGGACUUCAUCUCGGGCUUCACCGCCCUGCACUGGGCUGCUAAGAAUGGCAACUGUGACAUGGUGAGGAACAUCAUCGAUGUAGCAGAGAAGGAAGGGGCCCACGUCAAUGUGGAUGCCAGGUCGCAUGGCGGCUACACGGCUCUGCACCUCGCCGCCAUGCAUGGCAGGGACACUGUCAUCUCCAUGCUGGUCCACAGCUACCAUGCCAAGAUCGACCUGAGGGACUACAGCGGGAAGAAGCCACACCAAUACUUGAAAGAUGGGACCUCUGUGGCAGUCAGGCGCUUACUGGGAGACCCCACAAUCCAACACUCCACAGGACACACGGUGCCCAUCAAGAAGAGCACCAAGAUCGCUGCGUCCAUCCUGAGCUCCACCAGCACUUUCCUGGGGGUCAUAUCCGAUGACAUGGCUUUCUACGAUCUCACCAAAGGUUUGAGGAAGCCUUCGUCCUUGAACAAGCUGCUGACUGCUACCACAGGCCCCAGGAGGAAGCCGAAAACCAGAGGGGGAUUCCCUUCGUACUGCUCGCUCUCCGAGGUGGUGGAGGAGGAGGAGCACGAGGAGGCUGUUGUGAAGCGCAGGCCAGUUUCUGAGCUGUUCUUUGGCCAUUAGGCUCUGCCUUCCUGGGGUCAGGAUCGUUCAGUAGCAUGACCGGGGGAGCUUGGUUUUCUCUUACAGAAGUAAAUUGGAUUUCUUCUCCCUGUGUCUUUCUUCUGGGAAGUUUAACUGAAUGGGUGAUGGGGUCUGGCUCCACAGGUCUCUGGAUGAAGCCCAGCUCUCAGAAGCCUGAGGAGAGGGAGCUGCCCUAUGAGCACUGCAGUGCCAUAGAUACCAGCACACCAAUGAAGGCCACAAACAACACUUCAUGGCUGAAAAGUUGGAACAACCUUUCUGUGUGUAGACAGCCUAUAAAUGCUUAAGGUACAGCUUCUCGUUCUGUGCUCCUCAGCUGAAGAGCUGCAUGUUUUACACUGUGAACAGCACACUGGUAGCUGGCUGCUUUAACGUGGCUUGUUCUACAGCAGGCUGAAAUUAUUAGGAGAAAGAUGCAUAGUUUUCUAUGAUGAUUCUGAUUGUUUUGGUAACAGAAGAGGAAUAUUUCUAUUUUAAAAUUUGCAUUUAGUUUUUUUCAAAACAAUUUCUCAGUAUCAGAAAUACUAAUACACGUCUUCACUGUUGCCCAAAGCAUUUUCCUUGACGAGGUUAAAAAGCAAAAAGGAAAGAACCCAACCCAACACUUGUUGCUCUGUCUCCACCAUCUGUCUACCUCAGCUGGAAGCUCAGUUUGCAUUUCUCCUUGUGUUCCCUUCCCAGAGGACUUUGCCCAGGUGGUACCGACUGUGCCUCGAUACUGCGAGCAUUUGGCUGUAGUUCAAUCACUUCAUCUGAAUGAACACAUUUCUGAUAUGGGAUGGUAUAAUAAAGUGAAGCGAGGAAGUGGGAAUCGGAUCCUGCAGGGUAUCUGAGCAGCAGUGAGGCUGCUACGGCAGAUUCUUUUAUUUAAAAUCUGAGUUUUGGUUUUGAGCUAUUUGGAAAGAGUAUUUAUUUAAAAAACAGGCUUUGUGCUGUUGGGUGUUUCAUGGCAGAAUGUGUGCACGGCCUCUGAAAGCAGCGUGUAUCUCAACAGCAUGAGUUGUUGAUCUAAGACUCCCUUUACUUUUGCUUCUGUAUUAUAGACGUAGCUGUUUUUCCUGAGUAGAUCUGUAUGCACUGCUUACUGCUGCUGUGCUGCUUGGAGCUACGUUUGCAGUGAGAUUGUUUUUAAAAUUACUCAUAUAAAGCUGCCUUGAAAUGAGGAGGCAGAGCUAAGAGCAGCAGCUGCCUGCUGUGCUUCUGUGCUCACAACACAACCGCAGAGCUGUGUGAUCAGAGGUGACAGCAGCUCUGCGCGUGCUCUGCUCUCAGCCCCACUCAGGUGUUUUGGUUUCCCUGCAACACUUGUUUGCAUGCCUCGCCUUUUUUUUCCAAGCCGGCGACUUCAGGAAUGUGUCUUUCAGCCUUGAAUUAAGCUCAGUGCCGUAGGACCACAUUGAAGGUGACUCCAUCUCCUUCGUGCCCCUGCCCCGAUGUGCUGCUGCCUGCAGGAGGGGCUGAGCUGCUGCUCUCACAGACAGGGAUUCAUUUUUUGUCACUCUGCUUCUGUGUCGAACUAAUUAACUCAUUAAGAGAAUGUUAAUGAUCGAGCACCUUGUGACUUAUCCAUCUAGAGAUGGUUUAAAAACAAUAAUAAUGAUCCUAUUUGCUCCGUAUCUGUUGGUGUGACUGCUGACCAGCGUGGUCAUUUGAAGCCUUGAUUUGUGUUUCAGCGUUGGCUCUUGGGGCUGCAGGAAAAUGUCUGUCGCUCCAUUCUGAUGCUUUAGUGACAUUAAACGCUUUUUUUUUGCUGUAGCUCUUGAAA